Messenger RNA from Cyclopterus lumpus (lumpfish), 3364 nucleotides. It is a transcript of the gene cacng7b, whose product is annotated as calcium channel, voltage-dependent, gamma subunit 7b. Gene Ontology annotation, cellular component: AMPA glutamate receptor complex; postsynaptic density membrane. Gene Ontology annotation, molecular function: channel regulator activity; voltage-gated calcium channel activity. Lineage: Eukaryota; Metazoa; Chordata; Actinopteri; Perciformes; Cyclopteridae. Gene Ontology annotation, biological process: postsynaptic neurotransmitter receptor diffusion trapping; neurotransmitter receptor transport, postsynaptic endosome to lysosome; positive regulation of synaptic transmission, glutamatergic. Bases 254 to 1273 code for a protein of 339 amino acids. The transcript has 6 exons. The record is from RefSeq and is a predicted model, not a curated record.
AGUUCACCCUCUCUCUCUCUCUCCAACACUUCUCUCCCUCCUGCUCCCGCUAUGACUCUUUAGUAGCCAAAGUAGCUGAACCGAUCCACCGCAGUGCCUGGGACCGAUUGGGUGGAAGACAGAGAGGCAUUUGGAGGAUGGGUAAAGGGGCUUAAGCGAAAACACAUCAAAGAGAGAGAGACCAAAAUCCACAAAACCUCCCCGGUGUGAGGUUUCUUGGCUCCUGACGUGUGCGCACGACUCUCGUGGCAGGAUGAGUUCGUGCAGCAGCCGUGCGCUGACCAUCCUGUCUACAGUGUUCGGAGCCUGCGGUCUGCUUCUAGUGGGGGUGGCCGUGUCCACGGACUACUGGCUGAUCAUGGUGGAGGGCAUCAUCCUGCAGCAGAACCAGAGCAUGGAGGUGAAGAUGGCGCUGCAUUCAGGCCUCUGGAGAGUUUGCUUCGUGGCUGGAGCAGAAAACGGGAGAUGUGUUGCAUCGGAGUACUUCACUGAACCCGAUAUCGAGAUCACCACUGAAAACACUGCAAAUAUCCUCAAGAUGGUGCGCACAGCGACGCCCUUCCCGAUGGUGUCGCUGCUUUUCGUCUUCACGGCCUUCGUCAUCAGUAACAUCGGACACAUCCGGCCUCAGCGCACCAUCCUGGCCUUUGUGUCCGGCAUCUUCUUCAUCCUCUCAGGCCUCAGUCUGGUGGUCGGCCUGGUGCUCUACAUCUCCAGCAUUAAUGACGAGGUGAUGAACCGACCCAGGGAGCCCGAGCAGUUCUUCAACUACCAUUAUGGCUGGUCCUUCGCCUUCGCUGCCUCUUCCUUCUUACUCAAAGAGGGGGCCGGGGUGAUGUCAGUCUAUCUGUUUAUGAAGCGCUACGCCGAGGAGGAGAUGUACCGCCCCCACCCUGCACUCUACCGCCCCCGUCUGUCCGAGAGUAGCGACUACAGCGGGCAGUUCCUCCACCCUGAAGCAUCCUGGCCUCCGCCAAAGCGAGGCCGCAGCACCUCCGAAGCCUCCAGCGACAUCUCCAUUCAGCUCAACCAGGCACCCCCGGUGCCCCCCAAAAACAGCCUCCAAGGGCAGGGCAGCCCGCCUUCUGGGUCUUCUUCCGCAGGGAGCUACCAAAUGCCCCCGCAGUCUGCUGGCUACCCCUCCACACACACCCUCACCAGGUCGCACGCCUCACAUCCCCAAGGCCAAGCUCUUCCCAUGGCCAUGCCUCCGUCGCCCGUCCCUCCCCCCCACUAUCACACUCACAUGCACAUGAGCGCCUCCCCCUGUUAGGAAGAGGGAGCAUUAGGGAGGCAAGGAGAGACACUUGCUCCUCAUAAUCACGUACACUGUACAUUUAGAUGUGGAUGAGAGUAAAUGCUGAAUUUGGAGCACAGAUCAUGUGAGAUUAAGUGGAGAGAGAGGUGAUCAGACAUAAUAAAAUGUAGCGUGGGAACAAUAAUGAACCAAGGACAAAGGAGGUGUUGGAGAUUUAACAGGAUUGUGGAGGUAUGCCAGAAAGUGCUAUGGGCGAAGAAAAAAACAAAACAAGAGAAGAUUGGAAAAGAAAAAGAAGAAUUUCAGUUUUUCAUGAUGGAACGAGGUAAAAAAAGUGAUUCCUAGACAGACUUUAGAGGUUAGGUUUAGUGACAGAGGAGAUAUAGGGGAGGGAGAGGGAGGCAGGGAGAGCGAGGGGCUGCGGUAUAAUACGAAGAUACUGCAGUGCUGCAGGAAAUGUGUAUGCAUUUGGAAAUGUGCAAUGCAAAACACUGAUCACAAAGACUGAGGAUGCACAUAGUUUUAUACAUACAUGAUUCAUAACAAUACACAGACUACAUACCCUUUUACCGAAAGGUAAAUAUGGUUAAAUAUAUUCUUGUCUUCUCUGAAUUUCUUACAUCAUCAAUCCAGUUUCAGAACUCACAAUGUCAACGUAUUAUUAUUGUUAUAACUAUUAUUAUUAAUAAUGAAAGUAUUAGGUAACAAUAGAGUAGUUCUGAAAUAAGAACACUGUAUGUGAAUGCUGUUAAUCUUUGUAAAAAAAAAAAAAAAAAAAAAACUGACAGAAGUGGACUAUGUUCUGAAAUAUCAUCAGGAGAAAUCUACUUUAUGUUUUACAUAUUCGAUUAAGAUACCAAUUUCUAAAUUUAUUGUACAUACAAUUGCACAUGAGGACUUCUAUAUAGCUGUUGUUAGAUUAUGAAUGAAGCUUUGGCACAAGUCACAUUAAGAAAAUGUCUGACUCAUUCAGCUUUGGAUGAAGACUGCAACAAGCACCACAACCAACGACGCAGACGCAGCGACGGUUAGAAGGAGGACCCGCCCGACACGGAUGUGGCGGUCUGAUGCCCUCUUCUGGCCACUGUUCAGCACUGACCCUGGAUCAGAUCCGAGCCCAGGUCACUACUUUUUCAUGCACUCUUCGUUCUUCACGGACCUGCACUGUGUGUCAGUUGAUGGUGCAGCACAGAUGAGUUGGACGGGUGCAACAAGACAUGCCAUUUUGAACUGCACACGGAGCACGAUUUAUGCUUUAACGACUGGUUAGAAGUAUUUUUUUAAAGCUUCAAUGCUGUUUAUAUAUCUGAAAAACUCACAGAUGGAAGCAUUGAUAACAUUUGCACUUAAUGCUCAAAGGACAAUACCACUGUUUACGAAACGCAAGUCCUCAGGACAUGGACAAAGUAUAGGCCGUUCUUUAAUUCCAAUAUUUCCGGUUCCCAUUUGUGUUGGUACAUUGUGCCAAAGUAUCUGAAAAUGUAUGUUUAAAUGAAAACGUGAUAUUGAGCUCUCUAUUUUCAUCAUCGCCUAAUCUACUUAUUAAUCUAGAUUCAUUGUUUUGUAGAAAAUAGUGAAGAAGUGUAAUGGCCCAAAGCUCAACGCUAUUUAUUUAAUUAGUUUGUUUUAUUCAACCAAUAGUCCAAAACCAAACGCUUUCUCCAUUUAUGCAGAAACGCAUACAAUCUUCCAGCAUAUGUUUGGCAUUUUGCUUUGAAAAGGAAUACAAUUAUUGAUCUAUUUUCUUUUUUUUUUAUGGACUAAUUGAUGAGUCACUCUUUUAACAUCACAUUGUAGGCAUGUAUGACAUUGUGGGAUAUUUUAGCUUACUUUAUCAUGCACUUGUCAUGUUGUGCUUCAUUUUGAGGUAAGUUAUAUAUUUUCAGAUGCUUUAGAACUGUAAUGUUCAGAUCAAGGUGCUCUUAAAUACUGUACAGUAUCUCAACAAUGCAGAGUCGUAUAAUCUUGGGCAGACGAGCAGGACCUGCGUAUCAAAAACAGUAGAACAGUUGAUUUAGUUUGUUUGUUUUUAAGGCACAUCAUGCACAGGGACACAUCGAUACGAUACAUCUCUGUAAUGAGAAUAAAACCAUUGUGGCAUUGUGU